CGCAUCUCUUCUCGUCCCGUGCCGUGAGCGCGCGGGCGCGUGUGCACCAGCCCCGCGACCACUCCCAUGGCGGACGACGACGACGCGGCUGCCACCGCAGCGGCGGCACAGGAGGCCGAAGUCCGCGCCGAGGCCGAGCGCCGCACUGAAGCGGCGCGCCUCCGCGCUGCAGCCCUCGACAAGUUCGAGGCCGCCCAUGAGACCAUCUGGGCGCAGGCCACCGCCGUCGUCAACGUCAAGGCGCUGAUCCCCAUCAUCCUCGACAAAGUGACCAACAGCUACACCAAAUGGCGGGGCAUGUUCCUCACCGUGCUCGGCAAAUAUGCCCUCGCCCCGCACGUGCUCGAGGACGAACUGCACCCCGACCGUCCGGUUUGGGUCCAGACUGAUUGUGUUGUGCUGUCAUGGAUUUUCGCCACCGUCUCCAGCGACCUACAGCAGUCGCUCAUGCUUCGCCAACGCCGUGCACGCGAGGCAUGGUGCUACCUCGAGGACGAAUUCCUCGGCCAGAAGGAGUCUCGUGCCAUUCUCCUGGAGACGCAAUUCCGCAACCUUCGUCAAGACUCCAUGACGAUCACUGAUUACUGCCGCAAGCUGGAGACCAUGGCUGCAUCUCUUGCUGAAUUCGGUGAUCCCAUCGGUGAUCGCCAGCUGGUCUUCACUCUCCUUCGCGGCCUCAGUGGUAAGUUCCGCCACAUGGUGUCUAUACUGAAGCUGCAGCGUCCGUUCCCGUCGUUCGCCGAGGCCCGGACUCACCUGCUCCUCGAGGAGAUCGACAUCGACGCUCGCCCACCGUCUCCACCUGCGGCCCUCAUCGCCUCGUCGCCCACGCCACCGGCUGGUGGCCCCGGCCGCCAGGCGCCGGCCACUGGUCCUCCGCGCACCGGCCAGCACAGCCAGGCUGGCGGCCAGCCAGGCGGCCAACGCAACGGCCGCCGGCGUGGCAAGGGUGGCCGCGGACAGGGCCACCAGCCCGGUGCUGGUCAGGGUGGCCAAGGCUCCUCUACAGGCGGUUACGGCGCCCCUGGCCACGGCGCAUCCGCUGGCCAGGGUGGCGUGCACGGUGUGCACCCCUCUUGCACGGUGUGCACGCUCCAGAUGUGGCCGUACGGUGGCCGCCCACCACCAGCACCACCGGCCUUCGCUGCUGUCCCGCAGUACGGCGCACCUUUUGGUGGUGCGUCCAGCGGCGGUUUCUACAGCCCCGGCUCCAGCUACCCGUUCACCUACGGGGGAGGAUCAGCGCCCUCGACACCGACAUUUCAGGGGGCACCAUAUCAGCUGCAGGCUGCCCCCUGGAACCCGGCACAUGGAGGCGCAUGGAACCAGGACUCCUUGGUGCAGAAUUUCAACACCAUGACGCUCCACCCCCCGGCACCUUCGGAAUGGUACGCCGACUCUGGUGCAGGCUCGCAUAUGACUGCGGAUGCUGGAUUUGGAAACCAGGAACGUGAUCGCCAGGUGCAAUAGCUCUGGCGACCUGUACCCAUUUUUUCCACCAGCUACCAGCACCUCCGCACUCCUCGCUGCACCCACCUCGCUAUGGCACCGUCGUCUUGGGCAUCUUGGGCACGAAGCUUUGUCCAAACUCAUUAGUUCCAAAGUUAUCACUUGUAAUAAAGAUGAUAGUCAUCAUUUAUGUCAUGCUUGUCAGCUCGGUCGUCACACUAGACUUCCUUUUGGUUCUUCCAAUUCCCGAGCUCCAAAUAAUUUCGAUUUAAUACAUUGUGAUCUUUGGACAUCUCCCAUUGUCAGUGUGUCGGGCUACAAAUAUUAUCUUGUCAUUUUAGAUGAUUGCUCUCACUACAUUUGGACUUUUCCGCUUCGCCUC
This is a messenger RNA of Oryza brachyantha (malo sina), 1831 nucleotides long. RefSeq lists its product as uncharacterized. NCBI's taxonomy places the organism in Eukaryota, Viridiplantae, Streptophyta, Magnoliopsida, Poales, Poaceae. The coding region runs from base 67 to 1470 and encodes 467 amino acids. The transcript is spliced from 2 exons. The record is from RefSeq and is a predicted model, not a curated record.